Messenger RNA from Elaeis guineensis (African oil palm), 1710 nucleotides. Its product is annotated as receptor homology region, transmembrane domain- and RING domain-containing protein 1. The record is from RefSeq and is a predicted model, not a curated record. NCBI's taxonomy places the organism in Eukaryota, Viridiplantae, Streptophyta, Magnoliopsida, Arecales, Arecaceae.
CCCAUGCGUCGGAGUUCGGACCCCUGCCUCCUCCUAAAUUUUCCAUUUCCCUACGGGGCGGACGCAUCCAGAGAGACGGAGAGCACGAGGGAAGACUGAUAUAGAGAGAUGCCGAGAUGAAGUGUUGUCACCGCCCCCACUGCCUCCGCCUCGACUCCUCCUCCUCCAAAGCCUCCAUCGCCACCGCCGGGUUCUUCGUCUCCAACUCCUAUUUCCUCCUCCUCUUCUCCUCCCUCCUCCACCCCUCCGCCGCCCUCGUCCACCUCCGCGCCAACUCGUUAUCCUUCACCUUCCUUGACGCCCCCGCUCGCUUCGCUGCUCCCGUUCGUGGCUCUGGGGUUUGUGGAGCUCUGCACAUUGCCGAUCCGAUCGACGCUUGCUCUCCAAUCAGGCACAAUAGGACCGCUGGAGGUGGAGCCGGGCAGUCGGCGCAUUCCGAUUUUGUUCUUAUCGUGAGAGGUGUUUGCAACUUCGAGAACAAGGUCAGGAUUGCUCAGGAUGCCGGAUACCAGGCCGCCAUCAUCUACGACGACCAGGAGAAGGGCAGCUUGUACUCGAUGACUGGGGACUCUGCGGGCAUACAUAUACAUGCAGUAUUUGUUUCAAAGAUGGCAGGUGAGACCCUAAAGAAAUUUGCUCAUGGUGAAGAAGGAGAAUGCUGUAUAGGUUCUUCUGUGGAUGAGACAGCUGCAACAGUAUUGGUAAUAUCCUUUGUCUCAAUUGUUGUCAUAGCAUCGGUUCUUGCAGCAUUUCUCUUGGCUCGAGAUUGUCGGCUUCUAAGGCAUGGAACCCAUAACCGUCCUCCUAGUAUCAACAGACAGGCAGUGGAAGUCCUUCCUUGCUUCACAUUCAAAAAUUCUGGUGUAAAUAACAACCACAUGGAAGAGACUUGUGCCAUUUGUCUUGAGGAUUACAGAGAUGGAGAGACUCUUAGGGUUCUUCCCUGUCUUCAUGGUUUCCAUACAAUGUGUGUGGACUCAUGGCUGACGAAAUGGGGAACAUUCUGCCCAGUUUGCAAGCAUGAAAUGAGCUCAGGAGAAUAGGCUACCUGAUUUUAAGCAAAUGAACUUUCACUGAAGUUAUUGAUGGAUGAUUAAGUGCUUACAAUUCCACCUCCCUACAAGAUAUCUGUCUUCUGUUUAGAUUGCACCUAUAAAUGGAAUAAGGCUGGUCAUUUUUUAUUUCCUUUUGAAAUGUCUUCAGGGAAUUUCGUGCCUUAUGUAAGACAAGAAGGGUGUGUUUAUGAAGCUAUAGCAUGCACCUCUCCAUCUGCAAGGCAUUGCAAGCAAAAACAGUGAGCAAUCAGCUAUCCUUUUGAAGCUUCUGACUCAUGUUUCAUUCCUGUCAUGUUUCCUUCAUCAUGCUAUCAUUUUGUUCACAAGGGGUAGAGUGGAUGAUUCUUUCUUCCCAUCUAUGUGUCUUUUAUAUUUUUGUUUGUUACUUAUCCGAGAAGAUGAUGUUUAGCGGUGUUCCGGUGUGAUGUGUUUCGAUCGUGUGUAUAAUUUGAUGAUCAUGAGGGGGUGUUGAGCUGAUAGAUCGAGUUACUUGGCAACUGACAAUGAAUUGAUCUCUACUUUUAGAAUGAUAGACCAUGUAGUUAUGUUAUAAUGUCAGCAUGUAAUGCCUGUACAUAACAUUGUGUUCGGUAAUCUUCAUAAUUUUCGUCAUUGUAACAGACCUUGUAUCAAAAUCGCGUGCCGUUACCUGUGA